AGUAUUUUUUUUACAGAUAUAGACUAAAAAUACAAUUAUUAAUACCAAAUAAAAGUGAAUAAUUUAAGUGGAUCUGAAAAAGGUUUUAUAUAAUUUCACUGUUGUUAGGUUAGGCAAAAAAUUGUUUGUUUCCACACCUAUAUUAAAGAGAAGGAGGUCGGAAUAAUUGCUUUUCUAACCGUUUAAUAGUAUACCCAAAAAACUGUAACUUCUCUUUAUGUUUUAUCUGCGUCAGAUGUGGAUCAUAUAACUCAACGAAACUAUUUCAAAUACGUCUCAACUUGAAGAUGUCCUCGUUGCAAUCACCAUUGUGUCGCAUGACUGAUAAAAGUAGGUUUGGCACGUUGUCUUAAUUUAGAAAUAGAAAUGACAUUUCAAGGACAAAUACUUUCGGUACUUUGGCACUUGUUUAUGACUUUCUGAAUAUAAAACCAGCGUUGUUUACUGCGAGCGUUAAUUGUUUCAACUUGAAAAGACGAAGCAUGUAUCUGCAUUGUGUGCUCACACUGCUGGCAUUGUUUGGUAUCCCCGUAUUAGAAUGCCUACAGUGUUUCAACUGUCAAAAUAGCAAUGAUCCCAAAUGUACAGGCCGGGUGGAAUGUUUAGACAACCAGUCCUGCUUUGUGCAAACCGUCCAUUCUGGCAAUGAAGUACUUUACAACAUGGGCUGUCAUAACAAUCAGUUAUGCAGUUCCUUACGUGUUGACCACAGUGAAAUCAUUGGUCGCUCAGUACAGACAAGACAACAGAACAGAUGUCAUGAAUGUUGUAGUACAGAUUACUGCAACGAGGAGCAACUCUGUGCUCACAGAGAAGACUCAGCGGGUCGCCAGUUCAUAUUCGGAAUCCCAGAGACAUAUAAUAGCUCGCACGAUUAUAUCAAACUGUACAUUGCAAGCAAGGACGUCUCUAAGGUCUACAUCACAGCGCCAGGAAUCGGUUUCAACCAAACUAUAACAACACUUGCUAACACCUCCACCGCAGUUGCUAUUCCUGGCAGCAUUGUCACCACAACUGGUUUGUCUAACAAAGCUGUAUAUGUUGAGUCGGAUCAAACCAUAUCAAUCUAUGUCAUGGUUAGAGAGAUAGGAAGCUCAGAUGGAUUGCUACUUUUACCAAUCGCUGAUGACGCACCGGAAUUUUUCGUUGCUUCAUACGAACCAGUAGAUCCUACAGGUCCAAGUCAAUUUUUGAUUAUUGCAUUAGAAGACAGCACUUUGAUUGACAUUCAACUGAGAACAUCUGCUGGACCCGUCAUCAUAGGAAGCCAAAGCUACAGCAGCGGACAAAAUGUUUCACUUAAAAUGAGUAAAAUGCAAACAUACUUGGUUCAACACGAACAUGACUUGACAGGUACACAUAUUACUAGUUCCAAGCCUGUUUCUGUUGUAUCUGGUACUAAAUGUGCGAAUGUUCCUCAUGAUGCAACUUCUUGUGAUUUCUUAGUGGAACAAAUGUUACCAGUAUCUUUUUGGCAGCGCGAAUACGUGUGUGCCAAACUGAAAUCUAGAGGAACCAACAGACUGCGCAUUUUAUCGUCAGUCGAUGGAACAUCUGUGAAUAUUGGAGCAACCCACAUUAAAUUAAAUAAAGGAGAAUUCUAUGAAUAUGUUAACUCAAAUGACGUUGCAACACCAAUUGAAUCUAAUUUUCCAGUUUUAGUGUUACAAUAUGCAGAAGGGGGUGACCACGAUUCCAAGAGAGGAGAUCCUAGCAUGAUUACUAUUCCUUCUAUAAACAGCCAAGAAGCAGAAUAUUUCUAUGAAACUGCAACGCCUCUACCUUACCAUUACGUCUCAAUAACAAUUCGCACAGACCAGGCAAACGGACUGCAUAUUGAUGGUUCUACCGUCAGUCGUUCCGAUGAACUAAAAACAAGGAUUAACACUACAGAGUUCAGUAUUAUUCGGCUGUCUGUUACCGUGGGAAAGCACCACAUUUAUCACGUGGACACCACCGUGGGUUUCGGUGUGAUCGUUUACGGGUUUGAUAGCCGUGAAUCCUACGGGUUUCCGCUGGGACUAACUACACAGGGCGGACCACGAGACACGGUUCGAGUUCUAAGCGUUCCCGAUGAACGGACCUGACCAGAAUUUUUACAUCAAGUGUUACGCAACGCUCUGUGACACUUCCGACGUGACAUCAUCACACCGAUGUGAACAGAGACCGCACUGCGCAUAACAAUGAUCUAAUAUGUUGACGAAAAACAAAGACAUAUUUUGUGUGUUUUUUGGAAAUGAAGGCAUCAAUUAAAAAAGGAUUCGCAACCGUGAA
This is a messenger RNA of Dreissena polymorpha, 2274 nucleotides long. RefSeq lists its product as uncharacterized. The transcript is spliced from 9 exons. The record is from RefSeq and is a predicted model, not a curated record. Lineage: Eukaryota; Metazoa; Mollusca; Bivalvia; Myida; Dreissenidae. Bases 483 to 2087 code for a protein of 534 amino acids.